This is a messenger RNA of Salvelinus sp. IW2-2015, 2973 nucleotides long. The record is from RefSeq and is a predicted model, not a curated record. NCBI's taxonomy places the organism in Eukaryota, Metazoa, Chordata, Actinopteri, Salmoniformes, Salmonidae.
AGUGGAACCUCAACCCAGCAUGUUAUCGUGAUAGAGUCUGCAGAUACAGAGGUUUCAGGUCCUGGGGUCAAGCAGGAGAGAACUGAAAGAGAGGACACAAGACACAGAAGAGACAUCCAGACUGGAUUGACUGGAGCACYMCCUGUAUCCAGGGAGGACCCCGCCACCUCGCCUCAGCCCAGGACACGACACAGCAUCACGGAGGUCAGUGGAACGCCGAACACCGUCCUCAAGUCAGAGACAGACACCAAGACUUUAAYUGUAACACACAGGCUCUUACCCACAGAAUCUGACCACAGAUCAGACUCGGAGACACUGGAGCUGGGGCCACUGGGCUGUCCUCCUGCUUCCAGCUCAGAGUACUUACCGGUAUUUCACCAGAGCCAGAGGACGGUUCUUUCCUGUGGCGAUGGUGACACGUUAGACACUGGUGUUGAUGACCUGUCUUGUUCUUACGCUACAGAGAUGGACCCUGGCAACAURYCCUUGGGUUUAGARACACAGACUCAUCUGUUUAGAGGGGAGUGGAACCAGUACAGUAGUAGUGUAUACUCUGAAGRGUGCCUAGAUAAGAAACGGGAGGUUGUACUGGUAGACGAGGUAAAAGUGGAGGGUGACGCUCCUCCCAUAUGGAAUGCAGAUAGUCACCUAGGAGACGGACACUCACAGGGCAGAGAUUUCUUASAUUACAGAGAAAGCUCAGACACAAAUAUAAAUGUUGUCACCCACUCCCCUUUACACGCAUUCGGAGAUCGUGACCCAGUGUCCACGUCGAUGGCACCUUCCGAUUCACACGGCUGCGUCGAUCAGGUGUUGAACUCAAAUGACCAAAGGGCCAUGGCUCGUGGAGGGGGAGCAACAUCAGGCAAUAGUAAAGAGAAACGGUUCCUCUGCAUGUUCUGUAACAAAGGCUUCAGCUGCCCCCAGAAGGUGGAGAUUCACCAGAGGGYCCACACAGGAGAGAAACCCUUCAGCUGUACCCAGUGUCAUAUGUGCUUUUCCCAGGCUUGUCACCUGAAGAGGCACCAGAGGGUCCACACAGGGGAGAAACCCUACAGCUGCCCCCAUUGUGAGAAGAKGUUCUCCCGCCAGGACCAGCUGAARAUGCACCUGAAGGUCCACACAGGAGAGAGGCCAUUUGCCUGUACGCACUGCAGGAAGAGGUUCUCAGAGAGGAGCAACCUCAGGAUACACCAGCAGAAACACCAUUCCACUCUAUAGCGUCUGGCGUUUAGAUCAAGCCCUGCAUUAAAAACAUAGAUUCAGUGUUAUCAGCAGAAAAGAUCCACAGAUGCAUUUAGAAUAAUGAAACAGAUUUCAGUGUUGAAUACUUGUGGGUAGAAUAUUGCAUCCAGAUAUUGUGUGAUAUAUAAGGCAGGUGAUAAGCCUAAAAAGUGUUUGAGGUGUUCUGGAAGACUGUUCUGAAAAAUGUACCUCUGUAGGAGAUGAAAAAUGUACCUUGUCUUGUACAGAAAAAAGGGGUGUGGAGAUCUGUGCCAGUUCUUGUUGAGUAGUGGUGGACCUGAGUAUUACAUGUGAAUAGUGAUUGAAAAGAAACAGGGAGUACAUAUAUUUUUUAAUUGAAAUGCAUACAGAUUUUAAGUUGGUUGAUGUCAUAAAUAUUAAGAACUUGAAAGUGAUGGAAAAGUGGAGAGGAACUGGCACGACUGUCUGAAAUGAGUUGCCAGCAUCACAAAAAUAGUUUUUGGAGAAUGAAUAUGUUAAAGUUACUUUUGUAAGUAUUGGCCUAGACCAGGGCUAUUCAACUCUUACCCUACGAGGUCCAGAGCCUGCUGGUUUUCUGUUCUACCUGAUAAUGAAUUGCACCCACAUGUUGUUCCAGGUCUAAAUAUGUCCGUGAGUAGAGGGGAACAAUGGAGAAAGAAACACAGCACAACUAACUCCAGAGUUKAGUUUGAGGGGCCUAGACUAUAUUGCAACAUAAGGAUGCAUUAAGGUGUAUUACAGAUUUAAUAUUAUUUUCCUUGGGAUGAGAUGUUGAAUUUGUCUGAUGACACCAAUACCUCUCGCAAUUUUAUUGCAGACAAAUGAAGUGGGAUUUGCCCAGUUUAUUUUUUUCRUCAAUGAGAACACCUAGGAAUUUGUUCGUUUUAACACUGAAAAGGAAAUGUAUAAUUUUUUUAUUCGACUCUUGGACCGAGGACAGACAUUGGUUACAAUAUGCCAUUUGAUUAUAUUCCAAUCGGCUAAAUUCUGUAGGCUACCCGUAAAAGGCGCUGCAUGGUCAAUCCGACGUCUGCAUUGGCCGUGUAGCAUUUACGGUGAUACGGCCUCUGCAAAAGUCAGGGAAUUCAUACUUUUUGUGCUUCGCGGAGCAGAGCUGUUGUGAAGGAACUUGUCAAGGAAGUGAGUUUGUGUUUAUACAGGACCUUCCGCCGCCCACCUACCGUCAGCCAAUCAUGUCAGUGCGGAGAUAUACGGAGCCCUCUGCAUUGUUACAAAAUUUGGGAGGCGCGAUGCKKUACGGAGCUCAAUUUGGCCUCUGCAUGCUUCUGUAGGCGCCACAAUUGCUUCACACCUUCCAUAUGGAGCCUCCGACCACAUUUUCAGAUCAAGCAUAAAUUGGCUUUUAGCCUAUCCAUUGUCACAUUAUGAAAGGUGUGAAAACAGAUUAUAGGCUAUUGUUUGUGUCCCUGGCUGAGUUGAUGAGCUGAUUUGGGCCAUCAGUUGAUUGACAGAUGUAGAACUUACUGUAGAACGAUACAUUUUCCUCCAGUGUGGAUGCUCGCCUAUAGUUGGGCUGUGUAUAAUUUGCCAAUUUAGUUAUUGUCUUUGGUGUGGAUUGAAAGCCUGUAUUGUGUGGCCUUAAUAUUUCAUUUUGUAAAGCUGUUUGAGCCUAUCCAAAGAUGAUUUUGUUGAGCUGAGACACUUUUCUCUGGAUAGUAAAUUAUCAGACUAUUUGUUUUACUUCUUGAAAACAUUGAAAUAAAUGCAAUUCACUUGUGGGCCUAA